UAUCUUCCUUCCAUUCGCCCUUUGUUGCGGGGACAAUGGUAACAAUCAGCAUUCUGAUCGAUGGUGACCCCAAAUAGCGCCUAGCAGAGUAAAUUUGGACUCGGCGAGUCGCGGUCGCGGUCAGCAACACUUAGCCAACCGGCGAGUCUGAGAAUAAUCACAGAUACAUUUAGAUCCUUCCAUGGAGUUCUGGAGCCAGAAAGAGCUUGGCCGGGUAAGAGUCAUGAUGACACUUUGGACAAAGCGGCAAAGGCUGCGGAGAGAUUAUUGUGAUGCCUAUAGACAAUGGAAAGACUCGGAAGGCCGCUUAAACUUGAAGGGCGUUGCACUCAUCGUUAGACAUUGCCACUCACCACCAUCAUCCACCAUGCCCACAGCAACAAGACUGCUCUAUCAACAUCUUAUGGAAGUCGACAGUGGACAGCUGUCGGCCCAUAUUAUAUCUGAAUCCAACUUAAUCGAAGAGCAACAUCAGAACGAGGGACGUGCCCUUGGCCUUGCUGGCGGAUUUGCGCCCACUGGAGAGCUCGCGAUGCUUGCAAUCGCCGACACGUCCACUAUUAUCAUUAUCGAGUUCGAGUUGAAGAAGAAAAAGAGGAACGCACGCGAUAAACGCCCUGUCACACUCGCCAGUGAGAGCGGCAACACUGCCGCUCGGGAGUUUUUGACACAGAACCUCCUUCGUCGCACAACCGGAUUCUUAUACGCUUUCGAUGUCGCUUCGAUCGCUCUGGCUCUAUUUCAAACGCUUGAUCUUCGAAUCGCAAAUGCGAUUGAUAUACAGAGCGUAUCAAAAACACGUGUCCCGCUCACCAUUGUUAAACAGGCCGUUGGUGAUCUUCAUUGUGUACACGAUGUAAACAUCAACAAGAUAUUCUGCGAUGAUACUAUCAAUCAUCUGCCUGUGGCCCCUGCCGCUAAUAAUGGCAUUACUCCACUAGCACUACGUGCAUGGAUCGCGCACUGUCUAUCGCAACUUUCAAGCAUGGAAGAUCGCCUCGCGCAAGUGCCCCCGGUAGACACCUUCCGGCUCUCUGACGAGAACAGAAUUCGCAACAACCACCAUCAGGCAUGUACUAGUCCGCAUCAUGCAUUCAUUGAUAUUGGCGGGCGCGAUGGGCGGGGCUUCACUGUCAACGGGAAGGUUGGUAUUCCUCAGGGUCGCACCGCCAAACUUGCUACCACCAACAGUCUCAGUUUAGCUAGCAAGAGCAUCGGCUCGAUCAAGAUUGUCGGUCGUGAAGACCCUACUCAGGCUGAGAGCCAGCGUGCUCAAAAGGUUCUAGAGAUCCUCCAAGGUCUCAUCAACCUCGAGCACGACAACCCAUGGGUUCAGCUCAUAUUCUUUUCCUCUCCCAGGGACGACUUCCAAUGGCCCCCUGCCUGGACGGAGGAGGCGAAUGAUGCGGAUAUUGUCAGAUACCGUGCCAACCGUGUCAGUCGCCCCCUCAAUCCAUCUCAGACGAAAGCUGUGGAGCAAAUGCUCCAGCAGUCAAAUGACAAGCGUCUUACUGUCAUCCAGGGGCCCCCUGGAACCGGUAAGACCACUGUCAUCGCUUCGUUUGUUCAGACUGCCCUUGCCGGUGGACUCUCUGGUAUCUGGCUCAUUGCUCAGUCCAAUGUUGCUGUCAAGAACAUUGCCGAGAAACUUGCUGACUUUGGCCUGACCAAUUGGAAGCUUCUCGUCUCAAAGGACUUUUUUGAAUACUGGCACGAGCACCUCUAUGCCAACAUUCGGGCCAAUAUCAUCAUAUCGGAGGACUUCAAGGCGCCAAAUUUUGGCCAGGAGCUCCGGAACAGCCCGGUUAUUCUCUGUACCCUCUCUAUGCUUUCGUCUUUUGCUCUUCGCAUGCAUGGAGGUUUUAAAGCCGCACCACUUAGGACCCUCGUCAUCGACGAAGCAUCCCAAAUUGAGAUCGGUGACUACAUACCUCUCUUCACCUCUCACACCUCCAUCCGAAAGGUUUGCUUCAUUGGUGAUGACAAACAAUUGCCACCCUAUGGUCAGGAUGAUAUCCAGGACCUCAAGAGCAUCUUCGAGGUCAAGCAUAUCAAGGACCGUGCCAUUUUCCUAGAUACCCAAUACAGGAUGCCGCCUCGAAUUGGACAGUUCAUAUCUACAUUUGUGUAUGAUGGCCUACUCGAGUCAAAUCCGCAACAUUCCGUCACGAACGAGAGGAUGGCUUGUCAUUUUAUUAACAUUCCCAGCCAGGAACAGUCACAUAGGACUAGUUGGAAGAACGUUGAAGAGUGCCAAACCAUUCUCCACAUCGCUACCAUGCUGCAAGCAAAGAACAAGCAAUUCCGCAUCAUUACCCCCUACGACGCUCAGCGAAGUUUGAUCGAGGAGUGUUUAAAGCUCAAUGAGCUUGAUUGGGAGGACAAAU
Molecule: messenger RNA, 2387 nt
Organism: Suillus fuscotomentosus
Lineage: Eukaryota; Fungi; Basidiomycota; Agaricomycetes; Boletales; Suillaceae
Product: P-loop containing nucleoside triphosphate hydrolase protein
Exons: 9
Molecular function (GO): 5'-3' DNA helicase activity
Source: RefSeq, a predicted model, not a curated record